AUACUUUUCUUCUUCUUCUUAUUUUUUCUUUCUUUUUACUAGACAAUGGACACAUUAAUCAGCGUAUAUCCUAUCCACCCACUCUAUAAAGAAGUAUGCCAACGCCAUGCUAAAGAAUUAGCACUGAUGUAUUUGAAAGCAGGUGGAGUGGCAACACCUGAAUCUGAAUAUCAGGCCAUUACAGAGGUCCGUGUAGCUGCUGAUGAAUUUGCACAGAAACAUCCUGUCCCUGAAACAUGUCGUACUCAGCAACAGGUCGUGGGAGGUCCCAAAAAUACAAAAGUCAACACAACCAUCUUUCGACCCCUCCAAUCUCAGGACAAGAUCCUACCCGUUAUCUUAUACUGCCAUGGUGGGGGUUGGGUACUCGGUAGUGCAAUUACACACGCAAAGUUAGCGACAGAUUUAUGUAUUCGGUCUGGAGCAGCCGUGAUGUUGGUAGAAUACAGUCAUAGUCCUGAAUUUAAAUUUCCUGUAGCCAAUGAACAAACCUAUGGUGCAUUAUGUUGGCUGCGUGAACAUGGUUCAUCCAUCCACAUAGAUCCUGAACAAAUUGUGAUUGCUGGCGAUUCCGCGGGCGGAAACAUGGCAACCGUAGUAUCUAUGAUGGCAAAGGAUCGUGGUAUGAAGGAUGCCAUCAAGGCGCAAAUUUUAAUGUAUCCUGCGGUUGCAGCUGAUACUGAAAUUUAUCCUUCCUACAAGCUCUAUGGUAAUGGAGAUUGUUAUCUAUCAACCAAAGAAGCCGAGCUUUGUGCCUCUGCCUAUAUCCCAACCUCAUUACAGGGAAAACUGGAUAACAUCUAUAUCACGCCCGUGUUGGCUACACCGGAACAGCUGGUAGGAUUACCACCUGCCUUGAUUUUGACGUGUGAAUGUGAUAUUCUUCGUGAUGAGGGUGAGGCCUAUGCAGCUAAGCUGACAAGUGCGGGUGUAUAUACAGUGGGUAUGCGAGUAUUAGGAACCAUCCAUUCAUUUAUGAGCAUGGCUAUACCAGAGACACCUCAAUAUCGUACCAGUCUUACCAUGAUUGUUGAUUUUAUGAAGGACCACCUCACCCAAAAAUAAACAAGUCAUUUGAUUGGCCUGCCAAUUUUUUUUUUAUUUUUUUUUUUCCUACAAAACAAAAUUUUUUUUUUCGUGGAGUCUGGUCUUGUUGCCCUU
Molecule: messenger RNA, 1161 nt
Organism: Mucor mucedo
Lineage: Eukaryota; Fungi; Mucoromycota; Mucoromycetes; Mucorales; Mucoraceae
Product: Alpha/Beta hydrolase protein
Exons: 4
Coding region: 46-1065 (339 amino acids)
Biological process (GO): triglyceride catabolic process
Cellular component (GO): cytosol
Molecular function (GO): sterol ester esterase activity; triacylglycerol lipase activity
Source: RefSeq, a predicted model, not a curated record